AGCUCAGCUUGCUAGCUUUGAGCUUUGUGUUUAAUAGCUAAAUUGUAAGCUAAUGUUAAAAUGUGUUUCACAUGAGCAGAUCGCUUGUACGAGUCAGUUGUUACCCUUUGAAAACAAUAAAACAGGAUCCCAUUGGAUUACGAGUGAAAAUAGGCAAGUUGUUAAAGUUAAACCACAAGUCAGUAUGGUCGUUCACCAUGGGGCUGGCUGGAACUAAACGUUGGACUUGCCAAAAAUGUGUUUACGCACCCGGCCCAGCCAUGUUUGGCACCGAGUCCUCACUAAGCAUGUUCCUGAACACGCUGACGCCCAAGUUUUACGUGGCUUUGACGGGGACGUCUUCCUUGAUUUCGGGCCUCAUAUUGAUAUUUGAGUGGUGGUACUUCAGGAAGUACGGCACUUCCUUCAUCGAGCAGGUGUCUGUGAGCCACCUGCGCCCCCUGCUGGGCGGUGUGGACAACAGCUCCCCCAGCAACUCCAACACCAGUAACGGAGAUGCAGACUCCAACCGACAGAGUGUAUCAGAAUGUAAAGUAUGGAGAAAUCCACUUAACUUAUUCAGAGGAGCCGAAUACAACAGGUACACGUGGGUCACGGGUCGAGAGCCUGACAUGAAUCUUUCGGCGCAAGACCACCAGACCUUUUUCACGUGUGACUCGGAUCACCUGCGGCCAGCUGAUGCUAGUAAGAGAUACUGUCUUAAUGCUCUCCCACAGGCAGUUUCUGCUGCUCAUGAAGCUCUGGAGCUGGAAGACUGUGCCACUGCAUACAUCCUAUUAGCUGAAGAAGAGGCUACUACCAUAGUGGAGGCAGAGAAGCUCUUCAAACAAGCGCUGAAGGCAGGAGAGGGCUGCUACCGACGCAGUCAACAGCUCCAGCAUCACGGAUCACAGUAUGAAGCGCAACACAGAAGGGACACAAAUGUAUUAGUUUACAUUAAGAGGAGACUUGCCAUGUGCUCCGGAAAGCUUGGGAGGACGAGGGAAGCAGUCAAAAUGAUGAGAGAUAUAUUAGUUUACCUAAAUCUGCAACAAUAUGCUACACAGCAGCCCUCCUCAAAGCCAGAGCUGUAUCUGACAAAUAUUAGUUUACCUAAAUCUGCAACAAUAUGCUACACAGCAGCCCUCCUCAAAGCCAGAGCUGUAUCUGACAAGUUUUCCCCAGAGGCAGCGUCUCGGAGGGGCUUGAGCACAGCAGAGAUGAACGCGGUAGAAGCCAUACACAGAGCAGUGGAGUUCAACCCACACGUACCCAAAUACCUUUUAGAGAUGAAAAGUUUGAUCCUCCCUCUCUCUCUCUCUAGCACAUCCUGAAGCUGGGACAGCGAUCCUCCCACGCCGAACAUUGCCAGCGCCUUCUUCCACCUGCAGCACUGGAAACGGGUGGAGGGAGCACUCAACCUGCUGCACUGCACCUGGGAGGGCACGUUCAGAAUGAUCCCUUACCCGCUGGAGAAGGGGCACCUGUUCUACCCAUACCCUAUCUGCACAGAGACCGCCGACAGAGAACUCCUACCAAUGUUCCACGAGGUGUCGGUCUACCCGAAGAAAGAGCUGCCCUUCUUCAUCCUGUUCACAGCCGGCCUCUGCUCCUUCACAGCCAUGCUGGCGCUCCUCACCCACCAGUUCCCCGAGCUCAUGGGAGUCUUCGCUAAAGCUUUUCUCAGCACGCUUUUCGCACCUCUCAACUUCAUCAUGGAGAAAGUGGAGAGCAUCCUACCUUCCAGCCUCUGGCACCAGCUCACACGGAUCUGACCCCCGACCCCACUCCCCGCGACCC
Messenger RNA from Alosa alosa (allis shad), 1779 nucleotides. Its product is annotated as suppressor of tumorigenicity 7 protein homolog. NCBI's taxonomy places the organism in Eukaryota, Metazoa, Chordata, Actinopteri, Clupeiformes, Clupeidae. The record is from RefSeq and is a predicted model, not a curated record.